Messenger RNA from Cajanus cajan (pigeon pea), 1020 nucleotides. RefSeq lists its product as uncharacterized. The record is from RefSeq and is a predicted model, not a curated record. Lineage: Eukaryota; Viridiplantae; Streptophyta; Magnoliopsida; Fabales; Fabaceae.
UUAAAAUAAUCGACUCUUUCGAUAUUGAUCAAUUUGUUUUUUUUUUCAAUCGUGAGAGAGAAGAAGAGGACGACGACGAACAAGAAUCCAAGAGCAAUCCCAUCUGUGUGAACUUUGCACAUCAGAAGGGAGGGCUAUCAAACUCAAAGGAUUGCUGUGGAAUCGGUUUCGUCUUCUUCGUUUUUCUGCGAAUUCCUCGUGACAGAUCUAAUCUAAUCGAGUUUUUGGGGGUGUUUCAGACAUUGCAUGCAUAUGGGUGGUUGUGUUGGAUGCUGUAAAAGACCUACAUUGAGUACUACAGUAGAUGCGCCAUCAAAAGAGGUGGCAACACAAGGUAUCACAGUGAGGAAACCUAGUUCAUCAGAGGAUUUCUGGACCACAAGCACGCAUGAUAUGGACAACAGUGCUGUCCAGUCACAGGGGAGCAUCUCUUCAGCCAGUCUAACAAACCAAGCUGUGGUUCCUCAUGUUGGUUCUUCCAAAACCAGUACCAACCCCACUGAAUUUGUAAAUCACGGCUUAAUUCUUUGGAAUCAGACUCGGCAACGUUGGGUCGGAAAUAAGAAGCCUGAGAACCGAACACAACAACAACAAUUACGAGAACCUAAAUUGAGAACUUAUUGUCUGUGCCUUGCCAAAAUUUAUUGGCUUUGCAGUUGGAAUGCAACAUAUGAAAGUUUACUUGGGAGCAAUAAGCCAUUCCGUCAGCCUAUCCCUCUUGCUGAAAUGGUAGACUUUCUUGUGGACAUCUGGGAGCAGGAUGGCCUAUAUGACUGAUCUGUUGACGCUUGAGGAAGUUCCUGUUGAAUUGAUCCAUGAAAAUAAUUCUAGUUCUUGCUUCUGUAGAAAGGACUAAUGGGCAUAUGCUGUAGUUUGUAUAUCAUCAAUUGUCACAUGCCUAUGAAUAUGAUGAGGAAAAUUUCUCUCUUGAGAACUUGAGAUAAUUGUAUUAUACUUUAUUUAAUUGAUUGCCUUGGCUGCCUCUAUUAUCUGAACUCUGAAGAGGCAAGUUUUGAAAAA